Molecule: messenger RNA, 7898 nt
Organism: Orcinus orca (killer whale)
Lineage: Eukaryota; Metazoa; Chordata; Mammalia; Artiodactyla; Delphinidae
Gene: TOR3A
Product: torsin family 3 member A
Exons: 6
Coding region: 3759-4970 (403 amino acids)
Cellular component (GO): nuclear envelope; endoplasmic reticulum lumen
Molecular function (GO): ATP binding; ATP hydrolysis activity
Source: RefSeq, a predicted model, not a curated record
UUCCACAGGGAUUGUUUCACAGAAUCUACGGAUGAGACCUUUACACUUCUCUCUAGUCUUCAGAAGGCCCAUAUCAGGUUGUGACUGAACCGAGAAUUUCAGUAGGAUAAUUCUUAGGUGCUUUUUGUUUAUUUAAUAGUUAACUUCUUUCUUUCAGCUUCUUUAGAGAUAAAGAAUUAUGAAUCCCAAAGAACUUGUCAGCACAGUAUCAUAGAGGCCUGGAAGAAGAGACCAGCUGCCCUGAUUAUAAUUCUUAGGACACCCAGACUUUUAAAUUUUGAAAUGGAAAUGCAGCAUCAUAAACCUCAACCAAACAACUGAGCAGAGUUCUCAAGAUUUUUACUUGAUUUGUAGCAUUUUUGUUUGUGCCAGUUUUUGUCACUUGCACUUGAAUACCAAAGGGAGGCUAAAGCCUAGUUAACAGGUUCCUCGCGGACUCACCUCAUACGAUCAUUUUCCAGGUGAAAUUUCAUUUUCUUCUCAAGCAUACCAGAAAGACCAGUAUUAAAGCCUGAAAAGGCAGCUGGGAGUAAGGAGGGAGAGGUUCUAUUAUGGGCUCAUUUUACCCACUGUAUUUGCCUAUAAAAACUGAUUUUUAGCAGCCCUCAUUUUGUAAGAUAGACAAGAAUGGUCAUAACCACUGGUUUAGCAUGGGUGAAUUCUGUAAGAUAAGCCACUUUAUAAAUCCGAGGGAAUUAGAGAAUGAAGUCACAGUGUGUAAAGUACUGGUCUUCAGUAGACACUUGGCCCUUGUGCCGGAGGCCAUCAAGAUGAUAAUGACUGUCCCUUCCUUCAAGGAGCCCAUAGUCCUAGCAGAAGAGACUACUUGUGAAGUACCAAAUGCCUCAGGAAUCGUGUGAAUUAGAGUGGAAAUAAGGAGCAGGAAAGAAUCACAGGAGGUUGAGAGUGAGAGGUAGGCAGACCUACCUUGGGGAAGAAGGGGAGAUCAAUCCAGGCUUGACAUGUGGUGUGUGUAGAACCCGACUCCAGAAAUGCAAAGCCGUGUGUGUGGAAGACACAGAGCUUCCUGGGCCUGUACUCUGUUUCCAGUACGUGGGUCACCAGAAAUAACCCUUCAGGGGUUUCCUUUGGUUUUCAUCAGGUGUGCCCUGCCUCUUGAAAGGAAGUCUCAGUCCACUGUGAUGCUUCAGUUGCUCUUCAUAGGUGUUAAAGGAGCCAUUGGCUUAUAGAUUAGCUGUGAAACAUUCAUUUUAUCUUUUCAGAGUUUGCUUAUUACACGCCAAAUUGAUUUGGCGAUCAAGACUUGAUUUUUACCCGAAGGUUGUUUUCAAGGCGGAUGGUGUUCUGACGGCCUUCAGCGGGGUAGGGAAGUUGUCUAAUUGCAAAGCUAGGUCCCAUUCAGAUGACCUCAAUAAAGGUGCUGUGUGCCCAUUUUCUCUUUGAAAGACUGUGCUAAAAUGCAUAUUUUGAUUGAGUAGGUUUGGGGCCUGAGUUUGCAUUUCUAACAAGCUCCAGGGCAAUGCCAGUGCCACUGGUCCUUGGGCCAUUCAUGAGUAGCACUAAGGAAUCAAAGCUACCCGUAGUUUUCACAAAAGCCUCUAGAUGUCCCCAUCAUCUAUGAGAUCUUGCUCCUAGAGUUACAACCAGUAGCUUCCAAGCACUGAGAAUGAAAUAUUAGCAAUUUACUUGAAAUAGAGGCUUAGCUAAAAACUGGUGUUUGGAUUCAUUGUUUCUAUGUGGGACUGAUCUGGUAAAAAAAAAAAAAAGUUUACUCUUUCCGGAAAAAGAUGUCUUGAAAUCAAAUUGUCCAAGAACUUCCAAGCUAGCUGCUUUAUUUACCAUGAAAUGUGAAAUCCAAAUAAAAAUCCAAUCUCAAAAAUUAUCAGACCUACAUGAAAGUUACCAGUAGAGAAUUAUUUCCAUAGUCUUAAAACAUGGGUUUUUUUAAAAAAGAAGCCAGGGUAAAUACUAGUAAUUUUAUCACCAUAAAUUCACCUGUGAAGCUCACAAGUGUAAAUAAAGUCUUCCAAAGCCUCCUGUGUAGACCAGUCUCCUCCAAGGCGGGGGCAUUUACAAUAAUAAAGGUUAAUGUAGAACUGAAUAAGCUCAUUAGCCCUCACAGCAUGCCUAUGAAGUGACCAUUUUAUUAUCCCCUCUUAGAGGUGGGGAAACUGAGGCAUAGCACAGUUAAGUAACACCCAAAGUGACAUAUCAGAAAAGGGGCCAUUCAGUUAAUCACUAUACUAGAUUGCCAUUCAUGCUCAGACAACAUUUAUUGAAUGAGUUAAUGUUUUCAAUUUCCAAAUAAGCAUAAUGGUGUGUUCCUUGUUAACUGUCCUUCCAAGGGUUUCACGAGCUUGACUGCAGACAACUCAGUGCUGGUGUACUAGCAACUGCUCUGUAGAAGGUUUGAGUUCAGUUCUGACGUCCCUCUGAAUGACUAAAACAUACAAUAUGCAUACAUAAUGUAGCUUUUCAAUUUCACUUUCUUGGUAUCCUCACACAGGUGCUUAUCUGAUAUAUGCGGCUGUUUGUCUUGUCUUUUUUUUUCUUUUUUGUAAAUUAUCAAUAUGUAUAUUCUUAUUGCCAUUUUGUUCAUUGUUUUGGAUUUGUUUUUGUAAGUCUUUUUCUUUCUCUAUUGCUGUUUGAAUUAAAGGCAGGAGCACAUUUGGUGAGCUCUUGAGGAAGGAACAGACCUGGCGUUGAGUGUUAUCUAAGAGACUGGAAUGAACAUAUGAAUCAAUUUGGCUGUGACAGAUCUGGUGCUAGGAUUCACCCUAUUGUAUGGAGAGGCCAGCCUCAAAGCCACUGAGCCUAUGAAAUUAGUCAAGUCUCAUGAUUUCGAGACAGCAGUUUCUUUCUAGGACAAGACGGCUCUUAGGCCAGUGGCUUCAGUAACUCAGGUGAUUUUGAAAAAUGCAUUAAGCUCUUCCAAAAUGUAGCGACCUUGUUACCUGCUCAGGUUAUGAGAACAGAGUCCCAGGAAAGAGGCUCCAAGGUCUUUUGCCAGUGGUGUCUGAGAAGCUGCUCACAGCCACAAGCGUUUGGAAGUUGCAAACUUAAAGCCAAGGAAGUGCACCCAGUACUCGGCCUAACUUGUUUUUAAUGGGCUAUGAUAACAUUGAUAUGAGACCUCGUGAUUUUCCCAUGGCUCUGGGAGCUUCCAAAGCCCCAAUAUCUCCAGACUGGAGCCCACCAGCUUCCUCUUGCUUUUGGUGGACUCCAGCUGUGGAAACCUGCUGAUUAUUUGCUACUCUGUUUCAUUUCCCAUUGUAGAGGAGCCAGGCCCCGGCUGACUGCCCUGGCCAACUCAAACUCCUGGGUGAGAUGGUUGCCCGACUUCGUCUAACAGGUUGGCAAGAAGUUGAUCUGCAGACACGGGACAGGGCACAAGUGGGUGCCCGUGUUAAGCAGGCCUCAGAUGGGCCACCAGAGCUGCCCGGAAGUAUCUGGGUGAUUACUGACAGUGGCCAUCUUAAGGCCUGACUUCAACUUCUUUGCAACCACAAUCACCCAGAAGAGACUGCUUGCUGCCUGGCAGCGAGUCCCCGGUGGGUGGGCGGCGCCUGCAAGCGGCCUCGGGAUGCCCUCCGGGGCACCAUCCGGGUUUCGGUUCCCGGCCGGCGUCUGGCUCGCCCUGGGUCACAUGGGAGGCGAGCUCUGCCCGCCUGCGGUUCCCGUGGCAACGCCAAUCCCCGGCCAAUCUGGGCCUCGGAAGUGCCGGCGCCGCCCGCCCACCCGGGGCUGGAAAGGGCCGUGGAGGACGGGCGGCGGAGGGACCGGCUGCCGACCUGGCCAUGCUUCGCGGCCCGCGGAGUCCGCUCUGGCUCCUGCUCCUGCUGCUGCUGCUGCUGCUGCUGCCGCCCCCGGGCACGUGGGGAGACGGCGGCCGCGCGAGGCCGAGGGAGGGAGCCGAGGAGGCGGGUGAGGCCGGGUCCUGCCCGGCCUUCCAGGGCCUGCGGGAGCGGCUGAGGGCGGCCGGCGCCCUCUGCAGACGCUACUGGGCUCUCUUCAGCUGCCGCGUGUGGCCCGAGGGAUGCAGGCAGGAUGAGGAGGAGCCGGCGCGGCCCCUGGGCUGGAGCCUUCCCCUGUUGGGCCAGCAGUACCUGGAUAUCCUGACCACCUGGUACUGCAGCUUCCGGGACUGUUGUGACAGUGGGGACUGCAGGAUCAUCAAUAACUUCACAGGCCUAGAGGCGGAUCUGCGCGUGCGCCUGCACGGCCAGCACCUGGCCCGGGAGCUGGUCCUGACAGCAGCCAGGGGCUACUUGGAGCUGCCCCAGCCAGACAAGGCCCUGGCUCUGUCGUUCCACGGCUGGUCUGGCACAGGCAAGAACUUCGUGGCGCGGAUGCUGGCAGAGAACCUGUACCGGGACGGGCUGAGGAGCGACUGUGUCAAGGUGUUCAUCGCCACGUUGCACUUUCCUCACCACAAGUAUGUGGACCUGUACCAGGAGCAGCUGGCAGGCCAGAUCAGGAAGACGCAGGAGCACUGCCACCAGACCCUGUUCAUUUUAGAUGAGGCUGAGAAGCUGCACCCAGGACUGCUAGAGGCCCUCAGGCCACACCUGGAACGCCAGGCCCCCGAGAACCCGAGGGCCAAGUCCCCGAGAACCAUCUUUCUUUUUCUCAGUAACCUUGCGGGCAAUAUCAUCAAUGAGGUAGUCCUGAACCUGCUUAAGGCUGGGUGGUCCCGGGAAGAAAUUGGGAUGGAGCACUUGGAGCCCCAACUCCAGGCUGGGAUUGUGGAAGCCACAGACAGUGGCUUUGGACACAGCUGUCUUGUGAAGGAAAACCUGAUUGACUUCUUCAUCCCCUUCCUGCCACUGGAGUACCGUCACGUGAGGCUGUGUGCACGUGAUGCUUUCCUGAGCCAGGAGCUCCUGUACACGGAAGAGGCACUAGAUGAAAUCGCCAAGAUGAUGGUGUACGUCCCCAAGGAGGAACAACUCUUCUCUUCUCGGGGAUGCAAAUCUGUUUCCCAGAGAAUUAACUAUUUCAUGCCUUGAGAGCUAGAUGACAACUUCCCAAAGCUGCCUUCCUUCCACUAAUAGGAUCCUGGGGCCUGUCAGCACACUGUCCAGGACGUAACGGGUUGGAGGGGCAGGCUAGCAUCCAGCAGCCACAAGCACAAGUGGUAUGUAAAAGGGAGGCCUUAAAUCAGAGACAGAGCCAAUUCUUAAAAUCACUUGGUGCCUUACAGAGCCACAUUCCAAAAUGUGGGCCAGCUGGUUGGAGAAAGUCAUGUAGGAGAUAAAUCCCAAGGAUUUAUUAGCAUAUCAGCUCCUGCCUGCAGAUGCCUGGACUUGGGGGUUGGGCCUGAGGCUGCAGUAUCCUCAGUGACAGAGAAGGGAAAAAUUAACUUCUGCUUACCAGUGGCAGGAACUGGGUGGGUUAGCUUUCAAGUUGUUAUUCCCAGAGGGAAGCUGAUCAGCUUCUAUUUGUGAGAUCAGGAAAGAGCCUCAGGCUGAAGGAAAAAGUGCACAGAGGAAGAUUUUUUUUUUUUUUUAGAUCAGGUCAGUGUAGGCUAAGCCUUGUUCUGCUCUUCAGAUUUAAAUCAAUUAAAAUUAUUUUUUUUUAAGUUAGGGACCUUGACAUGAUUUUAUCAUAUGUAAAGAUUAAAAUUUUAUAUUUUUCUAAAACCCUCGGCUUACUUACCUUCUUACUGAGCCCUAGUAAUCGUGCUCACUCAGCAAAAUUCCACAUGCCAGGUAACACUGAUGGGGACUGGUGGAGACGGGGGACAUAUACUGGCACUCACAGAGCUGACAGGGUGACUGCCUCGUCUGCCAGUUUACUUCAGUUUGCUUUGGAACCACAUCAGCUGAGCCAGGCUAUCUCAACCUCUUACUGAAGAGGCAUCCACAGCAUACUGCCCUUAUAUAUAUGAAAACAGCACUCCUGUGCUCCCAGCUUUAAAAAGAAAAACAGUCAUCGUUGAGGAUUGAAUGGCCAUGUGUAAAUGUGUACAUUGUGCCUCUAUACACAGGAGGUGCUCAUUAUGUGCUUUUCCCCUUCCCUUGAUUCUUCCCUUCUACCACACUUACGGAAUUACACACGGCUCUUUUAUAUGUGUCAUCACCUCACGUGGCCCUCUUAUUUACAGUCCUCCCAACCCUCUCACCUUUAGCCCUGGUAAAAUGGAACACUUCUGCUUCUCUCCUGUUUAACACUUUAUUACAUUCAUUUACUUGAAUUCAUUUACCUCUAGGUUAGGCAGUACCUAGCCUGAGCAACAUUAGAUACCCAAUCAAUACUCACAUGAAUUAAAGGAACUUAGUUUUACACCACCCAUGGGACAGACGUAAACCUGGCCUAACUGCACAAUAAAAUGGGGGCCGGUUUUAGGUGCUGGCUCCUUGUCUCACUCCAGAGCAUUUCAGGAACAGCAUGCAGCCACCCAAUCCUGUAACAUACUCAGAUCUAAACUCUGUAAAUACACACUUUAAAAGGUAUGUUCUAUAGCUUUAGGUCUCAGAGCCACAGAGCAGCUGACAUGCUUUUAGCACUGGCCAGCCAUGUUUGAUGUCAUAAACAUUGGGUCUGAAUCUCAUACCUCGGGAACCAAAACAAGCAGCAGGCUGCAGUGGUUCCGAACACUCCUCUGGAGCCAGACUCCUCUGCUCAGCGGCUCCGCCACUUGCUGCUUGCUGUUGAGACCACGGGGAAAGCUACUGGCUUCAGUUUAACUUUGGUUUCCACUUCUGUAAAAAUGAGCAUAACUGUACCCACCUCACAGGGCUGUGAGAAUUAAAUGAAUUAAUAUUUAUCAAGUACUCAGCACACAGAACUUUAGGUGUUUUAAGAAUAAAUAAAACUGCUGUCAGUUUUGGCACCAUACUCAAAGCCCAGGCUGGGCCUUUCCCUCCAUUCUAAUUCUUGGAACCCUGCAAGUUUUGUUUUAGGUAACUAACAUUUGCAAACAUACCAUGUGUCAUACUACGUGCUAAGCGCUCUAUAGCCUAGUCGAUACCUCAUGCAAUACUUAACACUUAGGGACCAAUUUAAUCACCAUUUAAUGACUGAGAAAAUUGGGGCUCUGAGAGGUUAAAUAACUUGGGUUAAGUCACAGAGCUAGUCAAUGAAGGAGUGGGAUUCAACCCUGGCAGUCCAACUCCAAUUCCUAUGCAUUAAUGACAAUGUUUCUAAAAUGAUUUUCUUGGCAAAUGCCAUAGCCUCGGGUGUGGAAAGUGUGUGGAACAAUGGGAGGUUGGAAAGUGGGUGGAAACAAUGGGAGGUUUUCUUUGAAUGACUCUGAAACAAGCCUUCCUAAACUAAACCAGAAAUGCAUGGGAGAAAAGGACCGAAAGUGGCAUGUUAAGGAGGUGUAUAAACUGAUGCUUACAGGGUCAGGGAGGACAGUUUUUCCUUUUCCCCUUCUAGCAUCUUUGGCUGGCCUAAUAAUUAAAUUGACAUAAGAUUAACAGGAGAAAAACAAAAGUUUAGUAAAAUGUACACAUGAGAGAGACCCAGGAAAACUAACUCCAAAAUGGCAGAAACUAUCACCUUAACUACUAUUUUCAGCUAAAGACAAAAGCAGAUAUUGGGGCUGGUAGGUCAGUUAUGGACGGUUACCAGGAAAAGCACAGUAAACAAUUGUGAGGUUGUUAAGCAAAUUUACGUCCUCACCUCCUCCACUGAUAAGUUUCUAGAGUUUCAUCCUCCUCUUCUUGGUAGAGCAAGGGAGACACCCUUACAAAUGGAGAUUUCCCUCACAACUGUAAAUCUCUUACAAAAGAGUAACUUAGUUACUCAGGUUUCGCCUGUGUCUGCAGUUUCUUAAGAUAACCAGCUUAAAAUAACCCUUAUGCCAAAGAGGCAUAUUUUGGGGUGGCAAAUUCUGCUCCCCUACAACAGCCAUUCUGAUUGGACUGUAUGUGUGCAUCGCUUGAGUAUAUCCUACUCAUCCUGAAUUAAAAUGUUACUUCUAAAAGCAA